Staurois parvus is the source of this 327-nucleotide messenger RNA. The record is from the annotation of a GenBank genome assembly. NCBI's taxonomy places the organism in Eukaryota, Metazoa, Chordata, Amphibia, Anura, Ranidae.
CCCUUCCAGUCCGGACACUUUCACCCCCUUCCCCGUCCGGACACUUUCCCCCCCCUUCCAGUCCGGACACUUUCCACCCUUCCAGUCCGGGACACUUUCCCCCCCUUCCAGUCCGGACACUUUCACCCCCCUUCCAGUCCGGACCACUUUCACCCCCUUCCAGUCCGGACACUUUCCCCCCCUUCCAGUCCGGACACUUUCCCCCCCUUCCAGUCCGGGACACUUUCCCCCCUUCCAGUCCGGACAACUUUCCCCCUUCCAGUCCGGACACUUUCCCCCCUUCCAGUCCGGACACUUUCCCCACCCCCAGUCCGGACACACUUUCCC